AUGGCUUUUGUGCAACACAAAUAUUUUUUUAUUUGUUUUAUUAUUUUUAACAGUUUACAUUCUUUAGUUUUAUCACAAAAUGUACAACGGUUACCAGCUGUGGAAAGACUAACCGACCGCUUCCCUACUACGCUAAUCACCCAAGGGAUGGCUACGUUAUAUGGAGCAUCAAAUAUUCGAUUCAAUGGAUCUUAUGUUGAUAUCCGUUUAGACAAAAGUGGUGGUUCUGGAUUGUUUUCAAAAGACACCUACUACCAUGGGUUCUUUAGUGUUUCGCUAAAGGUGCCCAAAGGGAUUACAUCUGGAGUAGUUCUAGCUUUCUAUCUGUCGAAUUCAGAAGUUUUUCAAAGUAACCAUGAUGAGCUCGACUUUGAAUUGCUUGGACAUGAGAGUAAAAGCCAAUGGGUUCUGCAAACAAAUAUGUACGUAAAUGGAAGUAUCAGAGGACGAGAAGAAAGGAUCCAUCUCUGGUUUAACCCCGCUCACCAUUUUCAUCAAUAUUCCAUUCUCUGGAACCGCCACCAUAUUGUGUUUUUAGUAGACAACAUACCUAUAAGAGAGAUACGUAACGCAGGAUCCAUGGCAUAUGCAUACUCAUUGAAGCCAAUGACGCUUUAUACAACCAUAUGGGAUGGUUCGAAUUGGGCAACAGAUGGAGGAAAGUACCCUACAGACUAUAAAUAUGCACCUUUUGUGGCGUCGUUGGGAGAACUAAAGAUCGAAGGUUGUGUGGUAUCGAGUACAAGCUUGCCGGUAGCUGCAGAUGUUGUAUGUUCAAAUAAUGCAACCAUUUCAAACUUGGAUCAUGUGGAAGGAGCAGGGUAUGCAACACUGUCAAAACAACAGACAACCGCUUUGAAUUGGGUUAAGAGAAAACAUUUGUUUUACUCGUAUUGUAAUGUCAAUGAAAGAACGAAAUAUAGAGAGUGCUAUGGUCACUAA
This is a messenger RNA of Cynara cardunculus var. scolymus (artichoke), 942 nucleotides long. RefSeq names its product probable xyloglucan endotransglucosylase/hydrolase protein 33. The record is from RefSeq and is a predicted model, not a curated record. Bases 1 to 942 code for a protein of 313 amino acids. NCBI's taxonomy places the organism in Eukaryota, Viridiplantae, Streptophyta, Magnoliopsida, Asterales, Asteraceae. Gene Ontology annotation, molecular function: hydrolase activity, hydrolyzing O-glycosyl compounds; xyloglucan:xyloglucosyl transferase activity. Gene Ontology annotation, biological process: xyloglucan metabolic process; cell wall biogenesis. The transcript is spliced from 4 exons.